Messenger RNA from Candidula unifasciata, 239 nucleotides. The record is from the annotation of a GenBank genome assembly. NCBI's taxonomy places the organism in Eukaryota, Metazoa, Mollusca, Gastropoda, Stylommatophora, Geomitridae.
GAAGUGACAACAUCACAACUGGUUCAGUCAUUAAACUGAUGUCACCUAGUUCCUGCACAUGCCCACUGCGUACAUACACAAACAGUUCAGAAAAAUUCUACUUGCUGUCAACAGAUGUGAACAAACUUGUAGACCGCAAUGGAAACUAUGUGUACGUACUGUCUGUGCCUUAUCUGUUCAGUUGCUGCAUGUCAGUUUUUUUUCUUCAAAUAUUUAUCACAAAACUUAUGAUCACAUAA